CACACAUUCAUUACAACUGGAACAUCGUCACCGCCAGGCCAGUCCCGGAACUUUCGUCCCAUUAUCCGUGGCACGACCAGAUUGAGAUGGAUCCGUCGUAGACCACCAUGGUGGUUGCCGGCAUAUAUGGCCAUGCCGCCGAGCUCGUAUUUCCUUGGAACGAGGGGUACUUCAUCAUCCUGGUCUAUCAUCCUUUAGAUGACAAUAAUUCAUGUCUAUUCGAUAAAAUUUCAGCAUCAUGAGACUUCGAAAUUUUGUAUGGAGCCUCUGGCCGGGCAUUGCCUACUCAUCAAUCAUUGACCGCCAACUGCUUGAUUACGCACCUAUACCUACCGACGCGUAUACACCCUCCCUAGGUCCAGAUACAGUGACUCUUUUGGACUUUAUCAAGUCCCGGCCUGAGCUUUCUAGCCUCAAAAACAUCCUGGAGCAGACUGCCGGAUUCACAGAAGCUUUUGGUACAUCAACAAAUUGGAAUUUCACCUUCUUCGCGCCGUCCAACACAGCGUUUGAGAACACCGGCUACUAUUUCGAAACCUUUGCCGUUACACCCAAGGGUAAAUGGUGGCUUGGCAACUUGGUUCAGCACCACUAUGUACCCAAUACGGCUAUGACGUCGAAAUCCUUCAACACCACAGCUCUGAGGUUCCAGACGGGCUCUUACCUCUAUGUUGGAGCCCAGCUUCAGAAUGGUUAUGUCAGGCUAAACAAUGCGUCCACAGUGAUCGAACCCGAUAUAGCCGUUACCAACGGAAUUGUUCACAUAAUCGAUCAUAUACUAGAUCCAGCCGCUCAAAUCUUUGAGGUCGACCUGCCGAAGGUGGCGCAGUCAUUCAUAGCCGGCAGCUGCUCCAAUAUAGCUCUACCAUAUUGUUAGUAGAUUAUAGUUCAACAUAUCGAACUCGACCAAACAAAUGAAAACUGUUUUUUUUCUCGUGCUUAACCUCCUUAAAAUUAGGCUGGAUGAUUCAUUGAGACUGGCCUGGGGUAGAU
Molecule: messenger RNA, 993 nt
Organism: Truncatella angustata
Lineage: Eukaryota; Fungi; Ascomycota; Sordariomycetes; Amphisphaeriales; Sporocadaceae
Product: FAS1 domain-containing protein
Exons: 3
Coding region: 239-877 (212 amino acids)
Biological process (GO): cell adhesion; extracellular matrix organization
Cellular component (GO): extracellular matrix
Molecular function (GO): cell adhesion molecule binding
Source: RefSeq, a predicted model, not a curated record